AUGACUAUCCAGUCUAUAAAACAACAGAUGAUAGAUAAUAAUACAACUGUAUGUGCUCUGUUCUGGAAUAAUCAGUUUCACGUGGUGUCGCAGCUACAUGGAACUUUGCUUCUGUUACAAAAUAAUGCAGAUCAGGUUGACAAGCCUAUUGUAUGGAAGCAUUUCAAUGAUGUUUUGGACAGCUCAUGGACACAAGGGAAUGACUAUGUCGCAAAAUCUGUGGAUUUUAAAGGCUGUCGGAGGUUCAUUAUUUGUCCUAAUAUGACUGGCUCAUCCGCGCUGGUAGCACUAUGCAAUGCCAUACUUCUAAGAGGCGAUGUGGACCUGAGUAAAAUACUCGAUUGUAACUUGAGUCUAAAUCUUGGCCAUCUUCAUCAAGUUGUUUUUGGGGCCUCCAAGGUUUAA
This is a messenger RNA of Triticum aestivum (bread wheat), 405 nucleotides long. RefSeq lists its product as uncharacterized. Gene Ontology annotation, biological process: protein K48-linked deubiquitination. The record is from RefSeq and is a predicted model, not a curated record. Gene Ontology annotation, cellular component: cytosol; cell periphery. NCBI's taxonomy places the organism in Eukaryota, Viridiplantae, Streptophyta, Magnoliopsida, Poales, Poaceae. The coding region runs from base 1 to 405 and encodes 134 amino acids. The transcript is spliced from 5 exons. Gene Ontology annotation, molecular function: K48-linked deubiquitinase activity; cysteine-type deubiquitinase activity; cysteine-type carboxypeptidase activity.